Messenger RNA from Athene cunicularia (burrowing owl), 546 nucleotides. It is a transcript of the gene NT5DC1, whose product is annotated as 5'-nucleotidase domain containing 1. NCBI's taxonomy places the organism in Eukaryota, Metazoa, Chordata, Aves, Strigiformes, Strigidae. Gene Ontology annotation, molecular function: 5'-nucleotidase activity. Bases 1 to 462 code for a protein of 153 amino acids. The record is from RefSeq and is a predicted model, not a curated record. The transcript is spliced from 7 exons.
AUGGAACUAAUAUAUGAUAGUUUUGCCCAGUAUCUGGUAACAGAGAAGGGUUAUGAUGAAGACCUACUGACUCUAGCUCCAGACAGCUUAGAUUUCUGUUGCAAAGGAUUGUUGUUGGACAUUGAAGAAGGAAACUUUCUGAAACUUGCAGAAGAUGGAACAGUUUUGAGGGCAAGCCAUGGUACAAAGAGCAUGACAUCCGAAGAGCUUCUGGAGACAUUUGGAAGGAGGGAGUGGAAACAUUUUAAUACGAUCAGUGGAAUGGUUUCCCGCUCAGCUCAGUACUAUUUGUAUGAUAAUUAUUUUGACCUGCCAGGAGCUCUCCUGUGUGCAAGGGUUGUGGACAGCUUAGAUCAGCAUGAUGGUCAGAAAAAAUAUGACUUCUGGAAGGACAUGGUGGCUGCUAUCCAGCAUAAUUAUAAAAUAACAGCUUUUAAAGGUUCCUCUGUGAAAUUAGAAUAAUGGUACUAAUCUUCUGUCACAAGUUUGUGCCAAAGAGGUUUUGGUUGUUUUGGUUUUUUUUUUACCUCGGUUGCAAGCUUAAUA